CUCAAACCCCCAGAACUGAGCCUCUACUUUAGUCAAUCCUCUUUCCUGUCUAAUGCGUCGCAUUUCAAUUUCAUGAUGAAUACCGUGAGGUUGUGGACGAAUUUGGUUAAAUCCGGUAAUUUUUCGAAAACAAUAACAACUGGGAAUGUAAAAUCCGCGGGAUUUGACGAUCUGCAUCACCCGGAGGGUCACGAGCCAGGAAUUCCUCCAUAUGUGGAACGUGAGGGUGAAAAUGUCGAUUUGAAAAGAGCCAGAUUGACCUACCAAUCCCGGAAACGUGGAAUGCUGGAGAACGGUUUAUUGCUGAGUACAUUCGCGAAGAAGUACCUUCUGAACUUCAACGAACACGAGUUAUCCCUCUACGAUCGCCUUAUUAACAUCCCCUCGAACGACUGGGACAUCUUCCACUGGGCAGUGGGUGUCAAGCCAACUCCUCCAGAGUUCAACAACGAAGUGAUGGAUCUCCUAAAAAAACACGUACGAAACGAAGACAGACAGUCUCGAAUAGUUCAGCCAGAUCUGUGAAUAAAUCAGUCAUAGCACGUCUCAUAAUGUAUUUAAUCCAUAGAAAAAUAUAAAACAGUCUGAAGAUA
Messenger RNA from Fopius arisanus, 593 nucleotides. RefSeq names its product succinate dehydrogenase assembly factor 2, mitochondrial-like. The record is from RefSeq and is a predicted model, not a curated record. The transcript is spliced from 3 exons. Bases 73 to 525 code for a protein of 150 amino acids. Gene Ontology annotation, cellular component: mitochondrion. Lineage: Eukaryota; Metazoa; Arthropoda; Insecta; Hymenoptera; Braconidae. Gene Ontology annotation, biological process: protein-FAD linkage; tricarboxylic acid cycle; mitochondrial respiratory chain complex II assembly.